AUGACAACUUCAAACCAUUUUGAGACUUUCAAUGUUCGAUUCACUGGAAAAAAUUAUUCUGCCUCGGAAUUUCAGUUUCAAUUACUUGUCACAGGGAAAGAAUUAUGGGGUCAUGUUGAUGGUAGUGAUCCAGCUCCUACAGAUUCGAAUGAGUUGCUUCAAUGGAACGUUAAAGAUGCUUGGUUAAUGACCUGGAUUUUAGGGUCUGUUGACCCUCUUAUUGUUCCUAAUCUAAGGCCAUAUAAGACUGCAAAAGCCAUGUGGGAUUACUUAAAAAAGGUUUACAAUCAAGGGAAAUCUCUCCAUCCAGGAAUAUUUUCUGGUUUUCAGAACUUAUGGGCAGAAUUUACUGACAUUGUUUAUGCUAAGAUACCUGCAGAAUCUCUUUCUGUAAUUCAGGAAAUUCAUAAGCAAAGCAAGAGAGAUCAAUUUCUAAUGAAAUUGAGAUCUGACUUUGAGACGAUUCGCUCAAUUUUAAUGAGUUGUGAUCCUUCACCCUCCUUAGAUGUUUGUUUUGGGGAAUUACUUCGUGAAGAGCAGCGUCUUCUCACACAAAGCACUUUCAAGCAAGAGAAUACUGUCACGGUUGCAUUUGCUGCUCAAGGAAAAGGGAAGGGUAGGGAUAUGAACAACAUAUAG
Messenger RNA from Hevea brasiliensis (rubber tree), 639 nucleotides. RefSeq lists its product as uncharacterized. Lineage: Eukaryota; Viridiplantae; Streptophyta; Magnoliopsida; Malpighiales; Euphorbiaceae. The coding region runs from base 1 to 639 and encodes 212 amino acids. The transcript has 2 exons. The record is from RefSeq and is a predicted model, not a curated record.